Molecule: messenger RNA, 462 nt
Organism: Cadophora gregata
Lineage: Eukaryota; Fungi; Ascomycota; Leotiomycetes; Helotiales; Ploettnerulaceae
Exons: 3
Coding region: 1-462 (153 amino acids)
Biological process (GO): purine nucleobase metabolic process
Source: RefSeq, a predicted model, not a curated record
AUGAGCAACCCUACUACCACAACCACUCGCCCCCCUAUAACUUGCCACGUCCUCGACACUACAACUGGCCGGCCCGCAGCCAACCUCUCUGUCAAGCUCUCUUGCGUCUCUCUCCCUGAGAUCGAAUUUGUCGGCACAACUAAUGCCGAUGGAAGGAUAGCAGCGUGGGCGAAUACGCAGGGUGAGAAUGGGAAGGAGGGAGAGUAUGUAGUGAAUAAGGGAGGUGUGUUAGGCGCGUUGGGGGCGAUCAUUGAGGAGGCUGCUCUGGUGGAGGAGCUGGGUGCUAGAGGACCCCCUGGAUCAAGUCUUUGGAAAUUACGGUUUGAUACUGGGGCGCAUUAUGGGGUUGGAAAAACCUUCUUUCCUAUUGUCGAACUCUCUUUUCUGGUUGUCAAAGGCGAACAUUUCCAUGUACCUCUCCUGCUCGGUCCAUACAGCUUUACGACAUACAGAGGAAGUUAG